ACCUGAAAGCAAAGCAGAGACCUUUCCCUUCGCUCUGCCGUUCGCUUCACUCCCACUGCUGCUCCUCCCCUCCUCUCCUCUCCUCUCGCUCGCUCACGGGCGCGCCCACGCAGGCAAUCCAGCCCGCCCUCCACCGAGGCCACCCACGCGGGCAAGGCGCGCUCGCGCUAGAUCUGGCCGGGGCAAUGCGGCGGGCGGCGGGGUGACGCGCGCGGGGGGCGGAUCGAGCGAUGCACCGGGUGGCCAUGGCGGACGGUGGCGGCGGGGGGAGGACGUUGGGGGCCGUCAUCCGGGAGAAGGACGAGGAGCUCGCGCUCUUCCUCGAGAUGCGCCGCCGCGACAAGGAGCGGGCCGGCGCCGCCGCCGACAUGCUGCUCGCCGGCGACGGGGAGGACCCGGACGGGGACGGGCUGCUGCUGCUCGACCCCUCCCCGCCGCCGCCGCCGCCGGUUGUGCCAGCUGAGCCCAGGGCGGCGCCGGCGCCGGCGUACAGGAUGGCCGGCGGGUUCAGGCGGGCGCCCGGCGGGGCCGACGACUUCCUCCACUCCGACGCCGGGGACAAGAGCGACUACGACUGGCUUCUCACUCCACCUGGAACUCCACUCUUCCCAUCUCAUGAAGCUGCGCCAAAAAGGUCUCCGGUGAGCCAAACAGGAUCACCAAAGACUCGCCACAACUCUUUGAAAUCAAGGUUGGCCAAUCAUCCAGAUCCUCCAUCAAGAACCACACAUCCACUGAGAACAUCGUCAUCAAACAGCUUGAACUCAGCUGCGACAACUCGUCGGCCGACAUCAUCUGGAGGGCCUACGUCUAAUUCUUCGAGACCUUCAACACCAACUGGACGUGCUGCAUCGACCACCGCGUCCAAAGGUUCAAGACCUUCAUCCCCCAAUGCUCGGGCAACUCUGCCUGCCAAGACUGGACCUACUGCCCCAAGAUCUUCGACGCCCACUUCCAGGUCAACACUUCCUUCAACAAGGUCAGCACUGCCUUCAUCAAGGUCAACAACUCCAUCAAGGACAUCUGGCCCUGCUACUGCUACCAGGACAUCUGGCCCUGCUGCUGCUACCAGGACAUCUGGCCCUGCUACUGCUACCAGGACAUCAGUUCCUUCAGGUAGAGCAUCAGCACCUGCUAGCAGAUCAUCAACGCCUACUUCAAGAUCAUCAAUGCCUGCUACUAGGUCAACUACACCUUUGUCAAGGCCCUCCUUACCAGCACAAAGCAAGCCUGCAUCAAGGUCAUCAACCCCAACAAGGCGGUCUUCUGCCCCUCCCACCCACACCAAGCACAGUAACUUGCCCGGACCAGUUCGAUCCUCCUCAAUCUCCAGACCAGGACCUACAAUGCCCAAAAGCUCUGCAUCGGCAGCGACAACAACGGCGCCAGCACCUUCAAGGGGCAGCUCACCUACAGUCAAAUCAAGACCAUGGAAACCAUCUGAAAUGCCCGGAUUCUCGCUUGAUGCGCCUCCAAAUCUGAGGACGUCGCUGCCGGAAAGACCAACCUCUGCUACUCGUGGUAGGCCUGGAGCACCUAGUUCUAGAUCUUCCUCUGUGGAGCCUGGGCCAGCUGCUCGACCGAAACGCCAGUCUUGCUCUCCUUCAAGAGGGAGGACUUCAAAUGGCAGUGUGCCUUCAGGGAGUUCCAUGCCGGCAGUGAGAAGAUCACAUCUUAACGGAGGUGACAGUGUGAACCCAGUUCAAAUGGGCAAUAAGAUGGUUGAGAGGGUAGUGAACAUGAGAAGACUAGCUCCUCCGAAACAUGAUGAUCAAAGAUCCAGCCUCAAUAGUUUGUCAGGAAAAUCAUUAAAUUCUCCAGAUAGCUCUGGCUUCGGUCGGUCAUUGUCAAAGAAGUCACUGGACAUGGCACUUCGGCACAUGGACAUACGGCGCAGCAUUCCAAACAAUCUACGGCCUCUUAUGACGAGCAUUCCAGCAUCAUCUGUGCAUAGCGGCCGGUCUGGCUCCACAAGGGGCAGACCGAUAAGUGUCUCGGACUCCCCUCUUGCGACUAGCAGCAACGCCAGCUCCGAGCCGAGCGUCAACAACAACCUGAUGUGCUUUGACAGCAUCGACAUUGACGACGAGCUGUGCAGCGAUAGAGCAGGACACUAUGCACGAUGAUUUGCCUCUUUGCUAGUACAAAGUUCUGACUCUGAUGAAUUUUCACGACCACAAAAUGUUAAGAGCGGCAGCGUUGAAGAUCAUCUCUGAUGAGCUCUAUUCUCAUAUGUAGGUUCUUUGAGUGUCCAAUGCUCAUUCAUUUAUGCUAUGUGGGCUGCUCCAUGUCCAAUGUUAAUCCAUUUAUGUUAUCGAGAAGGAUCCGUCUUUUAUAUGUUCUUUCUUCGACCAGUUCAUUGUGCUGGUAGCGAAGCAUGCCCCACUGGCUGAACUGUGUUGAGUUUUGUUGUAUCGCAAUGUAAAUUCGGUAGCUGUUUAUUUGAAGUAGUAUAUGAUUUUGGAGUUGCCAGUUAUGGUAGCUCAUCUGGCUGAA
Molecule: messenger RNA, 2496 nt
Organism: Aegilops tauschii subsp. strangulata
Lineage: Eukaryota; Viridiplantae; Streptophyta; Magnoliopsida; Poales; Poaceae
Biological process (GO): cortical microtubule organization
Cellular component (GO): cortical microtubule
Source: RefSeq, a predicted model, not a curated record